Molecule: messenger RNA, 1893 nt
Organism: Rhea pennata
Lineage: Eukaryota; Metazoa; Chordata; Aves; Rheiformes; Rheidae
Gene: GPR157
Product: G protein-coupled receptor 157
Exons: 5
Coding region: 77-1084 (335 amino acids)
Biological process (GO): adenylate cyclase-activating G protein-coupled receptor signaling pathway; cell surface receptor signaling pathway
Cellular component (GO): plasma membrane
Molecular function (GO): G protein-coupled receptor activity
Source: RefSeq, a predicted model, not a curated record
UGCCGCCCCGUCCCGAGCGGGCCGGGCGCCCUGGUCCCGCCGGAGCCGCUGCUGCGUCCUGGCGCCUCGCCGCGGGAUGCCCGCGCCUUUGCCCCCCACGGAGCUGCACACCUCGGAGCGGGUCAUCGUGCUGGUCUCCUGCGUGCUCUCCUUCCUGGGCUCCAGCCUCCUGGUUUGCACCCACGCCCUGUGGCCAGAGCUGCGGACCCGUCCGCGCCAGCUCCUGCUCUACCUCUCCCUGGCUGACCUCCUCUCCGCCCUUUCUUACUUCUACGGGGUGCUGCAAGACUUCGACAGGACCUCAUGGGAUUGCGUGCUGCAGGGCGCCCUGUCCACCUUCUCCAACACCAGCUCCUUCUUCUGGACCAUGGCCAUUGCCCUCUACCUCUAUGUCACCAUCGUGAGGGGCUCGACCACAGGCACGGGCUUGCUCUGCUGCUUCCACGUCGUGAGCUGGGGAGUCCCCCUUGGCAUUACGGUGGCUGCUGUUGCUCUGAAGAAGAUCGGCUAUGAUGCCUCCAAUGUUUCUGUCGGCUGGUGUUGGGUCAACUUGGAUGCAGAGGAUCGAGUACUGUGGAUGCUGUUGACAGGGAAAGUUUGGGAGAUAUUGGCCUAUGUGACUUUACCGGUGCUCUACAUCCUCAUCAAGAAGCACAUUAAUAGAGCACAUGCAGCACUGUCAGAGUAUCGCCCCAUCCUCUCGAGAGCACCUGCGCUUCAGCCUCGGACUUCCAUAGCGGAUAAGAAGUUGAUUCUCAUCCCUGUCAUCUUCAUCAUCCUACGCAUCUGGAGCACUGUGCGUUUCAUUCUGACACUCUGCAACUCCCCUGCAGUGCAAAAUUCAGUCCUUGUUGUCCUACAUGGAAUUGGCAACACGUUCCAAGGAGGCGCCAACUGUAUUAUGUUCGUGCUCUGUACACGGGUGGUCCGGGCUCGGCUGUUCUCCUGCAUUUGCUGUUGCCACUACGAUAGCUUGAGUUGGCCUUUGCAGAGGUCCAGCACUGACCAGCAGCACCCAGAGCCCUGCAAGAACAGCUGUGUGCCAGACUCCAAGCAAACAAGACCUCUGCUUUCCAGCACCUGAGCCUCAACUCCCCACACCUCAGUGCUGAUCUCAUCUUUCUUGGUGCAGGAUCGUCCUGAAGUCCCACAGAGGGAGCUAGAGCCUGGGGAAAAGCUCUGCUGGAGUGACUGAGUGAGCAGAUGAUGUCCCCGCUCCUCCUUGGCCUUCAGAUCCCAGCUGCUGAAGUCUUGAACUUUGCCAAAGGCCUUCUGGAAGAUACUGUUUGGUGACACCCCAACUUCCCAAUUUUCUUCCCUCUCCUUCCUGUCUAUCUUCACCAUAAGAAAUUGUUCGGAAUUUUACUUUUCUGUCCAAUGAGGUGUUCUUGUGAGAUCUGGGGAGAGUAAAUACCAUGGUGACCGGAAAAAUUUAGCUGCUAUGUAGGACUGUCCUCGGUGUGGAUUUGAGUCCUGGUGCAAGAAGUCUUCCAGGGGGCUCUGGACUGGCUCCUGUUCUUCACUUGAAUGUGCACGGUAGUCUGCACAUGUUUCCUGGCAGGGAUGGAUGAUUCAUCUUAAUGUUUUGCUCCUCCUCCUUGGUGGUUGAGGGGUCCUCAUCAUCAGCGUAUGUGGUGGCAGCAUGCUUAUUGCCUCCUGGGGAAAUCUGAACUCUGUGGACUGUUGGUGCUGAGGGAUGUGUAGGUAUACCGGGGCAGCCGCUGCCAUCAGCGAGGUGGUGCCUCACGUGUGCUCUGAACUUCUGUCCUCUGCUGAAGCACAAGCUGUGGGGUCUGGUGCCUCCCCAGGAGCAUUAAAUUGGAGCUGGAGAGGGGAUGUUUUUGUUGGCUUGCUGUUUGGAAAUAACUGUUUUACCUUGUUUACAGCUACUCG